CCAUAAAGAAUAAAUCCUUUCAUAAGACUUCCUUUCUGUCGACAAUGGAGAAAGGGGACCUCCAGAAGGGUUUUGCUGAAGCCAAUCACAUCUUUGAAGGAGAGGUGCACGUUGUGGGGCAGGAGCACUUCUACCUGGAGACUCACAGCUGCAUUGCCAUCCCGAAAGGUGAAGAAGGAGAGAUGGAGAUUUUUGUAGCCACGCUGUGCCCAAUGAUACUUCAGGUGAUGCCUGAUCACAAUCCACUUAAGGUCGAAUCCAGCAGGGGGCCUCAAUGGACUUGCAUCAGAGGUGUUUGGUUUGAUUAUGGGGUGUCUUAUGAAAUCUACCAGUUUCUGGUAAAAAGGGUUGAACUAUGACCCAACAUGGUGCCGCGUCCCCUAUGAUUGGUCUCCUUCAGCCAUAUGAUGCAUUCUGCCACCCGCCUGGCACUUGUUCCUCUAGACUGCAAGCUCA
Messenger RNA from Ornithorhynchus anatinus (platypus), 456 nucleotides. Its product is annotated as xanthine dehydrogenase/oxidase-like. Gene Ontology annotation, biological process: xanthine catabolic process. Bases 45 to 359 code for a protein of 104 amino acids. Lineage: Eukaryota; Metazoa; Chordata; Mammalia; Monotremata; Ornithorhynchidae. Gene Ontology annotation, molecular function: xanthine dehydrogenase activity; iron ion binding. The transcript has 2 exons. The record is from RefSeq and is a predicted model, not a curated record.